AUGUUGUUAAGAUGAAUACAUUCUGCACUUAUGUCCUCACUCAGAAAUGUUCUUUAUUUCCAAGCGGGACUUGCAGUCCUUGCCAAUAUGUUUCUUCUUUUCUUCUAUAUUUUCAUAAUUCUAGGUCACAGACCUAAGCCCUCAGACCUGAUCUCCUGUCAACUGACCUUUGUUCAUAUAAUGAUCGUCCUCAUAGGAGGGGAUAUUUUGCUUACAGAUGUAUUUGAGUCACUGAACAUUGGGAAUGACUUCAAAUGCAAGACAACUUUUUACUUAUUCAGGGUGAUGAGAGGUCUCUCUAUCUGUAUCACUUGCCUCUUGAGUAUCUUCCAGGCUGUCACCAUUAGUCCCAAUACUUCACUGUUGGCAAAUUUUAAACAAAAACUAAAAAAAUAUAUGAUCCACAUUUUCUUAUGUAUUUGGGUUUUCAAUUUGUCCUUCAGUACUAACCGGAUCUUUUAUGUUGGUGGUUUUACCAAUGUGAGUGAGACCAACCAGAUGCGGGUCACUAAAUCCUGCUCACUCUUACCCAUGAACUACAUCAUCAGGGGACUGACUUUUACAAUAUCAACAUCCAGAGAUGUAUUUCUUGUAGGAGUCAUGCUGACCACAAGCACAUACAUGGUAAUCAUCUUGUUCAGGCAUCAAAGGCAAUACAAGCAUCUUCAUAGCGACAUCCACCUGCAAGACUCUCCUGAGAAAAGGGCCACCCAGACCAUCUUGCUGCUGGUGAUUUUCUUUGUGAUCAUGUACUGGUUAGAUUUUAUCAUCUCAUUCACCUCAGACAUGUUGUGGAGGUACAACCCAGUCAUCCUGACUGUGCAGAAAUUUAUGAUGUAUGCCUAUCCCACAAUUACUCCUUUGGUACAAAUCAGUUCUGAUAACAGAAUAAUAAUUAUGCUGAAAAACUUAAAAUCAAAGCAACACCAGAGAUUUACUUAA
Messenger RNA from Apodemus sylvaticus (European woodmouse), 942 nucleotides. Its product is annotated as vomeronasal type-1 receptor 90-like. Gene Ontology annotation, biological process: G protein-coupled receptor signaling pathway. The record is from RefSeq and is a predicted model, not a curated record. The coding region runs from base 31 to 942 and encodes 303 amino acids. Gene Ontology annotation, molecular function: pheromone receptor activity. NCBI's taxonomy places the organism in Eukaryota, Metazoa, Chordata, Mammalia, Rodentia, Muridae. Gene Ontology annotation, cellular component: membrane. The transcript has a single exon.